AUGAAGGCCAUUCCGUUCCCUUUAUGCCUGAAUGUCGGCACUGAUAUAGUGCACAUUCCUCGAAUCUUUCGCUUGGUCACUCGUCCAUCCGCUGGCACCCACAACUAUUUCAACCGGUUUAUACGGCGCAUUUUGUCUGAGCAGGAACAAGCCUACUUUCUGUCUAAAUUUCCACAAUAUCAACCACAGCUUUCCCAGACGAUACCUCAGUCAUCACAGUUGCUCAACGCGUCGAAUGCCAACGAUGUAGCGAGAUGGUUAGCCGGUCGCUUUGCUGCUAAGGAAGCGGCAAGGAAGGCAGCACCCGGCGGCGCUGCAAGCAUUAGUUGGAAAGAAGUUAUCGUCAGACACGAGCCCAAGGGGGACGGAAGACCUGAGGUGGUGUAUUUAAGGAACGGGGAAGAAGUCGGCCGAAUUGGCAAAUUAUCCAUUUCCCACGAUGGGGAGUAUGUUGUUGCAACGGUCAUCGCGGCGUCUCCAAGUGAAUGA
This is a messenger RNA of Coccidioides posadasii C735 delta SOWgp, 489 nucleotides long. RefSeq lists its product as uncharacterized. Gene Ontology annotation, biological process: fatty acid biosynthetic process. NCBI's taxonomy places the organism in Eukaryota, Fungi, Ascomycota, Eurotiomycetes, Onygenales, Onygenaceae. The record is from RefSeq and is a predicted model, not a curated record. Gene Ontology annotation, molecular function: magnesium ion binding; holo-[acyl-carrier-protein] synthase activity.